GAUUUGAUUUUACCUCAUGCAGUUCUAUGACAAGUUUAAUAUUUGCCAUAACUUUGCUGAACUUCUGAAGUACCUAUGGAAUGUGUCUAGCCAUUGCAAUGCAUGGAGGCAGAUUGCAAGAGAAGAGGAGAAGGGAGUGUAUUUGAACUUUCUGAAUUUCUUGAUCAAUGAUGGCAUCUAUCUUCUUGAUGAAAAUCUUAAUAAAAUCCCUGAAGUCAAAGGGAUAGAAGCUGAGAUGGCUAAUACUGCAGAGUGGGAGCGAAGACCAGCUCAAGAGAGGCAGGACAGGACACGCACCAUGCAUCAAAGGAAGGCAGAGAUGUCCCGCCAUUCCAACGCUUUCAUCGCAUUACCAGGUAGAUUCAGAGAACGUGGAAACACAGACCCAGCUGAGCCGUACAUCAAUAAAAAAAAUGUUCAUGUGAAAUUCAAGUUGCAGAGGGCAUGUCAGUUCGACGAGCAGUUUCUCAUUGUCGAGGAUGAUCCAUUUUUGGCUUGUGGGACCCAGCAAAUGCUAUACUGCUGGAUUGGUCGGAAGGCCAUGUCUGGACUAUUGGACUGUUCCCCAGUUUGCCAGACCAUAGAGAAAGAAUUGGGGAAGCCCAUGGAUGCUCUUUUCGUAGAUUUUUCUGAAGAACCUCUUGCCACUGCAUCUAUAGCGCAAGUUCACCGUGCGACUCUCAACAAUGAGCGGGAGGUGGUUGUUAAAGUCCAACAUGAGGGCAUCAAGGAGGUCAUAUUAGAGGACUUGAAGAAUGCAAAGUCAAUAGUGGACUGGAUAGCAUGGGCUGAACCGCAAUAUGACUUCAACCCAAUGAUAGAUGAGUGGUGCAAGGAGGCACCAAGGGAACUUGACUUCAACUCUGAAGCUGCUGAACCCUUCAAUACUCCAGUUAAUCCUGUUGCUCUGGGAAUCCCUGUAAGUAUGCUUUGUAAUUAA
This is a messenger RNA of Magnolia sinica, 940 nucleotides long. RefSeq lists its product as uncharacterized. Lineage: Eukaryota; Viridiplantae; Streptophyta; Magnoliopsida; Magnoliales; Magnoliaceae. The transcript is spliced from 8 exons. Gene Ontology annotation, cellular component: Golgi apparatus; ubiquitin ligase complex; endoplasmic reticulum. The record is from RefSeq and is a predicted model, not a curated record. Gene Ontology annotation, biological process: protein ubiquitination; ubiquitin-dependent protein catabolic process. Gene Ontology annotation, molecular function: ubiquitin-ubiquitin ligase activity. The coding region runs from base 17 to 940 and encodes 307 amino acids.